GUCAACGUGACGUAACCUUUUUUUCCGGUGUUUUUAUUUGUAAACAUCAAAGCAAAAUCAUUGAACUAUUUAAAUAAUGGUAGAAAACAUAUGAAGUAUGUGUUCUAAAAACGAUUUUCUGAGAGUGUUAAAAGCAGCCCAAAAUGGUAACACAAAGUUUAUCGUAGAGUUUUUCUUCAGUCAUAAAAUUCACUGGACCGAAUUGAAUUAUGAUCAAACAGGUGAUACCUUAAUUCAUUGUGCAGCAAGGCACGGUUUCGUCGAUAUAAUUGAUUUUCUUCUUACACAAUUCUCACCAAAGUCUGUUGACUGUAAGAACAAAGACGGGAAAACCGCACUUCAUGAGGCUGCACAGAAUUCAAACCAUCUCAUUUGUGAGAGGCUUCUCAAACACGGUGCUGAUGUAAAUGCUUUAAAAAAAGCCGAUUGGACGCCAUUGAUGCUUGCUUGUACAAAAACUGAUCUAGAAGAUACUACCAAAACUGUUCAGGUUUUACUGAACCACGGUGCUCUAGUGAACUGUAAAAACAAAGAUGGUUGGACCUGCUUUCAUCUAAUAGCACGCGAGGGGAACAUUGAGAUAUUGAAGGUGCUUAUUGAACAUGGUCUUUACAUUACGGAAAAGACAAGAAAUGGUAGGACUGGCCUGCAUAUAGCAGCCUUACAUGGACACUUAGCGGUGGUGAUAUUAUUGUUAGAUUUAGGUUUGGAAGUGGAUGACAGGGACAACUGCGGCAGUACUGUAUUGCACGAAGCAGUUUCAGGUGGCCAUAUUGACGUUUGCAAGGAGCUGAUCCAAAGAAAGACAAACCAGUAUGUCAGAAAUAAUGCUGAUUGUAAUUUGUUACAUCUAGCUGCAAGCGAGGGUCAUUUGGAAAUUAUUACUUUCCUAGUAGAUGAUUUGAAAUUUGAUGUAAAUUGUACUAAUAGAUAUGGCCUGACACCAUUGCAUUGUGCGGCUAGAAAAAGCCAAGUCAAUGUGUAUAAACAUUUACUAAACUUGGGUAGUAACUAUGAUGCUGUAGAUAACUUUGGUAGAAUACCGAAUGAUUACUUCCCCAAAAUGAACUAGUUAAAACAAAAAUGACUAGGUGCUGUAUCGUCAGUCGUUCGUACAAUUGUAGGACCACAUUACGCAUUACGUGUUCGACAAUAUUUAGAUCAGACGAUCAGACGUUUCCAGAUCGAUGGAUUGGUGGAAGAGGUGCCAUUGAAUGGCCCCCAAGAUCGCCAGAUUUAUCACCUUUGAAUUUCUUUAUGUGGGGUCAUUUAAAAAGCAAAAUCUAUCUCAGCAGACAUCAUUAGAAGACCUGCGACAAAGACUUGUGAAUGAGUGCCUUCAAAUUACUCCUCAAAUAUUGCAAAAUAUGCGGCAACGUUUUGAGUAAAAUCGUUAUUAUUGCAUGGAGAGGCAUGGUGGCCGUUUUCAACAUUUAACGGGUCAGUUCAUUCUUUAUUUUUAAAUUACUUUGCUGCCAAAUGUAUUGAUCUCCAGUAAUUAUGAUGUAUUAGUUUUAUUUAAGCUUUAAAUCAAUAAAUCUUCAAAACCACUGAA
Acanthoscelides obtectus is the source of this 1555-nucleotide messenger RNA. The record is from the annotation of a GenBank genome assembly. NCBI's taxonomy places the organism in Eukaryota, Metazoa, Arthropoda, Insecta, Coleoptera, Chrysomelidae.